AUGCCUCCAUUACUAAUUCAAAGUCAGUCUCGAUCCGCUAUUCCUAGUCGCCAAUCAAAUGCCUCUCCUAAAGCAAACGUGCCGGAAGUCCCGGAGUCCGAUUUCGUGAUGAAAGUCUUCCAAGGCCAGCAAGCUAUCAUGGAUAGUCAAGCCGGGAUAGCUGAGCUACAAGGCAAAAAUCUCGAAAUGCAACUCAACAACUAUCACACCGUACUCGAGGUUACCGACAAGAUGCAACACACUAUCAGUCACAUGCAGCAGAUCCAAGAAGAUGUUCAAGUCAGUGACAAGAUUGCUUUUGCAGCUGGAUUUGGAUGUGGUCUUCUCGUAUGCUUGGCCAUCUGGAUCUCGCCCCUGAGUGGAAAGGAAAAGGAUGAAGAUGCUGAUAAAUGA
Messenger RNA from Aureobasidium subglaciale EXF-2481, 393 nucleotides. RefSeq lists its product as uncharacterized. The transcript has a single exon. The coding region runs from base 1 to 393 and encodes 130 amino acids. NCBI's taxonomy places the organism in Eukaryota, Fungi, Ascomycota, Dothideomycetes, Dothideales, Saccotheciaceae. The record is from RefSeq and is a predicted model, not a curated record.